Molecule: messenger RNA, 2747 nt
Organism: Tuber melanosporum (Perigord truffle)
Lineage: Eukaryota; Fungi; Ascomycota; Pezizomycetes; Pezizales; Tuberaceae
Exons: 5
Coding region: 1092-2192 (366 amino acids)
Source: RefSeq, a predicted model, not a curated record
GAUCUGUCAAACAUCAUCGACCCAAGGUAUGAUACUUAAUAGUCCCUCCGUGUCAAACGUGUCAAUCCGCUUGGUGCUGUUUAGGCCGCUAAAUUGCAUAUGCAGAAGAUUCGGGUUGUCUGCUUGUAAGUUCUCCUCAACAUCCACAUGCCCGCUUGACUCUUCCACCCUCAGUUCUUCCUCCCUCCCAGUCCUCAAUCGGACCCCCUCCAUGCGUUGUGCUGUGGUUGUGAUUCCAUCAUCAUCAUCACCAUCAUCCUGCUUCCUGCCCCACUCCCGCUACUUCCACUAGCAGUUAUUUGCUCCUCCCGCUCAUAGAUCCUCCUUCCAAUUCCAAUUCUGCCUUCUCGCAUAUCGUCCCUCACCUUCCAUCCCAGUCAAUCAGCAGUACCUUAAUCACCUCUCCACCUUCAUAACCCACUCUACAUAACCACCAUCAUAGCCUAUCAUCAUAAUUACCGUUAGCAAAAAAACUACUAAUACAGUCAUUUGGCUUUGCUUCUUUUUUAAAACCACAACAGUACUGGCCCCACUCUUCUCACUUUUCUGGUCUCUCCUGCGCCUAGCGUCUUGCUCUCUAGCUAGCUAGUGGUUGUGGUUAUCUUGCAAGUUCACCAUCUGCCGCCAGUCAGCAGACCGAGAAAAUCCGAGUAGUACAAAAAGGGGUGCUUUAGCACAGAGAUCUCCCCAGCGGCAACUUUAUAAAAGAUCCGGGCUUCCAAGUUCCAACACAGACGGAUAGCACGUUGAAAAGGAAAAAACGGAAAGGGAAAGGAAGAAGAAGAAAAGCGAAAAGGAAAAAAAUAAAUAAAAAUAUAAUAAUUCAUCAGCUAUCCACCCCCCCCCCCCCCCCCCGUCCAUAGACGAUAGGUACAGAGGAGAGGAAGCCAAACUUUGGUUUCAGUCUCGGCUUUCUAAACCCUAGCAUCCUACACCACUUUCACUGCCUGCAGUGCCAGUGCUCCCCCCAUCCUCCUGGUUCUUCUGGUGUGGCUGGGGUUUUUAAGAGCUCAAAUACCUCCGGCCUUCCUCGACCUUUGAUCUUCUACCCUUUGAGAGCCCCCUUCCCCUACGCGGUGUCUAUGAACACGAUGUACCUCGCACAACCAAAUCACUCGAAUCAACCAAUUCACGAACGCCAUGCUAUCCCCCCAGCUCUGCCAAUGGCCCGGGCGCCAUCGUCCUCAUCCUCCUCGCAGUCAGCCCCGCCAGCAAACAAUGGACUAAUUCAAAGUCUUCAGCAACCUCCCUCCCAAUCAUGCAGAGGCGAUGGAAAUCGUAUCUACAGCUUAGAAGUCAAGCAGCAGCCCAUCAGAGCAAGGAUGUGUGGCUUUGGUGAUAAGGACCGACGGCCAAUUACUCCUCCACCUUGCGUGAGACUAGUAGUGAAAGACGCGACUACCGGCAAGGAGGUUGAUAUCAAUGAGGUAGACACUUCCUUCUACGUCUUGACAGUAGAUCUGUGGUCUGCGGAUGCAUCCCGCGAGGUCAAUCUCGUCCGACAUUCUGCCACCUCCCCCUCGAUCUCGGCUGCGACUUCUUCAUCAUAUCCCCCGCCGCCCCCUACCCCACCGCUUCAUCCCCAUCCCCCGGCCCAUGUGCACCACAUUCCCGCUCACCAACAGCAGCUGCAGCACCAAGGCUACCCUCCUCCACCUCCGCAACAAUUGCAACAUCAGCAGGCACCCGGCCCGUAUCCGGGCUAUCAUCCUGUGCCUUCGCACGCACCACCACCACCCCCCCAACAGCAAAAUUACUAUCAACCCCCCGGUGCCCAGGGCUACUAUCAGGGCAUGCAUGGCCCUCCACCGCCACAACAGCAGCCCCCCCAGCAGACGCCCUCAGGCAUGUUCACGAGAAACCUGAUCGGGAGUUUGAGUGCCAGCGCAUUUAAACUAACUGACCCGGACAAUAAGAUUGGUGUGUGGUUCAUUUUACAGGAUCUAUCCGUCAGAACCGAAGGCGCGUUCAGAUUGAAGAUGAAUUUUGUUAACGUAGGGCGAGUGGAUGGUGGUGGGCUCAACACUGGUUCGGCUCCCGUUCUAGCAAGCGCUUUCUCAGACGUUUUCCAUGUCUUCAGCGCGAAAAAGUUUCCUGGUGUAAUUGAGAGCACAGGUCUCAGCAAGUGUUUUGCGACCCAAGGUAUCAAAAUCCCGAUACGCCGUGAUAAAGGUGAUGGCCCUGAAGUUUGAGCCAAAGCUGAGGCUCGAAUUGAGAUUUAAGAAAGUGGAGAGUUGAGUCUGGAAAGGAGAAGAAGAAAAAAAACAGUAUCUCUUUGAAAAGGAUAUUUGGAUUUGGGCAUCUGUUCCCGGAGUGAGUGAGUUUUCGGAGGGUUUAUAUUUUAAUUGGAUGAUGUAUGGCUUUUUGUUGCCUUUACUUUUUCUUAAUUCGUCGUGUUCCAUGAUACCGACCGUUUUUUCCUAUGUUUUACCAUUUUUUUCUCGUUUUUUCCCCUCUGUUUGUUUCCAUUUCCACCUAUUUCAUGUCAUUAGGUUUUUUGUUUGCCGAUAGUCCGUUUUUUCAUUUCCCCCUCCCACGUUUGGUCCACACUAUCCAUUGCAUGUUUCUAGUACGGUAGCUUUUAUAUCCCUCUUCUCCCGCUUAUAUAUAUCCCCUGGAUUUUUUUCUCCUUAUAUCUUUAUCUUCAAUCUCUUCCCGGGAGAUAAGGGUCGAAGAUUAUCCAGUCAUCUUAUCAUAUGCUUUCUAGCACAUUGGUUAUGGUAUAAUCACAAUUAUCACAUCAUAAA